This is a messenger RNA of Cladocopium goreaui, 4898 nucleotides long. The record is from the annotation of a GenBank genome assembly. Lineage: Eukaryota; Dinophyceae; Suessiales; Symbiodiniaceae.
ACUCGGAUUACAGCGUAACAGGAAAUGGAUGGACCCUGACGUUCCAGAGUCACGUCGCUGCAAUGCAACAAGUCAACAUCAGCAGCACGACAAUUCCAGCAGGUGCAUCCCAUUUCUUGGUCUAUUCCGGAAACGCCAAUGGCGAGAUGGCAUCACCCCUUUCUGCGCCCAUCCGUGACAUGUAUGUCUUGCCCAGCCCAUUGUCAUUAAGCUUUACUGAUAGCUCCAGCACCACACACUUUGUGUCUGGCUUGCUGCAGCUUGGGGAGCCAUCUGAUGUCAGCGACAUCCUGCGUUCCUUGACUUGUGAGCUCAGUGAGCUAUGUUCCGGCAAUUGGGGGAGCAACUUUUUGUCGUUGCUUCCCAUCGCGGCAGAAUCAGUUGCAGGGCCAGAGCAGGUGGGUGGUUUCGGGCUUCGAUUCGACGGUUCGUUCUCAGCAGAGACGAUCGGCUUCAUGGUCUGUCUGCAUCACGCCUGCUAUGACGACACUGUGGCCUGGACUGGUCCGGGAGGAUAUCUCAGGUCUCAGGCAGACUGGAGCAUUGCGGCCUGGAUCAACCCGAGCGUGCAACCAGCGCAAAGCGGAUCUUAUCUCCUGUACAAAGGCUCCACUGACUAUGGCCUUUUUGUCGAGUUCUCACUGUUUCUGAACAGCGACUUCACGCUAUCUUGUGGCUUCUUCGAGUCUGAGAGUGUCUCUUGCACUUCAACGCAGGCAUUGACUCGGAACACGUGGACACAUGCGCUGUGUACCCGGGAAACUGCUGGCUCGGUGACAGAACUGAGGCUUUACUUGAAUGGAGCACUAUCGAUGAGCUGCACAAGCCAACUAGCAACGACCUGGAGGACCUACGGUAAAUUGGUCAUUGGCGGUGGACUGCCUGGACAAGCAGAUGAUACUUUCUUUGAUGGAUUGCUGGACGAAGUUGCCAUCUUCGAGUACAGCUUGACAGCAGCCGAAGUCAGUCUUCUGUAUAACGGUGACCGUCUCAGCACUUGGCUUCCCGGAGAGACGACCAGCAUGCAGUUGAAUACAGCACCCCGACCUGGCGCAACAACUUUGGUGGCUGUUUCCGUUGGGGAAUUUGUGGAAAGUGAGCCGCUGGUGAUUCCUCUGGUGGACCUUGCAACACCGGUGAAUCUUCCACUGGCCGUGAGCUUCACCGAUACAGAUCCAACAGCUGGCAGCUAUGGUGGGGUUGUCCUGGUCACCCGAGCCAGCGACGAGUCAGACCUCUCAAGGUAUGUAGCAUACUGGGGUUCCAGCGCCACCACGAAACUGACGGAUUCCCUCGAACUGGGGGAUGUGGAUGUGGCGAAUGAAUCAAGCUCUGAAGUCUCCAUUCAUCUGCCCGCUGGAUUGAUUCCUCCAGGAGGAGCAAACCAUAUUCUUGUGGUGUCCUCCAUUGACAUUCCUCCUGCAACUGGUGAAAGCUCGCAGGGUGUGGGAGUUCUUCUAAGUGACUAUGCACCUCCCAGUGUCACGGCGCAGGCGGUCAGCUUUUCAGAUACCAAUCCAGUGAUCGGGACGGUCUCCGGGAAUGUCCUCGUCACAGGAGCCAGCAAUGAGAACGGGAUUGUCUCCUACAAUCUUUACUUUGCUGACAGCACAACACCCUUGGAACUCAUCGUGAAAUUGCCGGUGGCCUCCGGGACGCUUUCUCAUACGUUGACCGACGUGACCAUUCCUGCCAAUGCGAACAGCAUUCUUGUCCUGCUCGAGGGAACUGCAGGAGAGGCGGCAACUGGCGUGCGGUCCUCCCUUGAUGCUCUUGAUGCUCCAAGUGGCAUUGAAUUCCAAGAUCUCGAUCCACUUGCGGGCACCAUACAAGGCGUGGUUACGAUACAACGAGCAGUCUUGGAGGUCAACGUCCAAAGCUAUGAAGUCUACUGGGCACAGGGCAGCAGCCAGCUCCAGCUGCUACAAUCUCUUCCAUUGAGCUCCCUCCCAGUGACUCUGGUCAUGGAAAUGUACGAUUCAUUUGGAGAUGGUUGGAAUGGUGCCGACUACAACAUCUAUGGAGCAAGUGGAACGCUCCUUGCAAGCGGUACGCUCUCAGCAGGUUCUGAGGGUUCAGCAAGCAUCACAGAUGUCCCGGCGGCUGAAACGCUGAGCAUCACAAUUACAGAGGGCUCUUGGCCAAGCGAGGUCUCUUGGAUUCUGAAAUAUGAGAGUGGUGGGAUAGUCUUGAGCUCUGAUGGCUCCCAAGGAACCUUCCCUGUUAACUUUGAAUUCACAAUCAGUGGUAGCACGGGUGGCACUGGCACCGGUAGUCGCCCCUUUGAAGUGGAGAUUGCAGCUGGCACGACUGCACCUGCUGGUGCUGAUACCUUGCUGGCCUUCUGCGCUUUUGAAGGUGGGGCGUCUUUGGCGGCCACCACACCUUUGGUGGACUGGUCACCACCUUCUGGGUAUCCCACUUCGCUGGCCUUCUCAGACACAGAUGGAGGGGUUGGAAUCAUUGCUGGGCAGAUCACGGUUGGCCGGGCCACAGAUGAGACUGGAAUUUCGGAGUACAAGAUCUAUUUUGGUACAAGUUCUUCCAGCAAAGUGCCAUCUGCCCAAGCCAUCGCAAGCAUCAGCACCUCAGUUGAUCCCUUGGUUGCAACCUUGCCUGCCACCACAGUGCCCACGGGUGCCAGCUACCUCUUGGCAUUCAGCUCUUCUUCGAGCGGCGAGAAUCCUCAGAUGGCUUUCCUAGAGAUUAGUGAUCUACAGCGACCAACCAGUCCUCCAUCGAACGUCAUCUUUACCGACAUUGAUCCAGUCGAAAAUAGCUAUGCAGGACUGGUUUCGUUCAGCCGCGCGCAGGAUGAGGCAGCCAUCACGGAUUAUCGCUGCUACUGGGGCUCCAGCUCGUCCGCUCCAGAUUUCCGCUUCGCCGUUUUGGGAAGUGUAGCAGUUUCCGAUGUUUCUGCCAUCCAGAUCAAUAGCACUGAAGCACCUGCUGGGAUGACUCACCUGGUGGUUGUCAGUGCCAAUGGAGCUUAUUCCAUGUCUACAGGCAGUGGAGUCUUACCAGUGGACUACGCCACGGUCACGGUCAUACCCUCCAGUUUUGAGUUUCUGGAUACGGAUGUUUUGCUUGGAAGCAUCGGUGGAGUGGCGACAAUUGGUGCGGCUUCAGAUGAAUCCUCAGUGGUGGACUAUGCGGUCUACUGGGGUCUCACCUCCACCGUGAAGAUGCCAGGUGGAAGUCCCGGUUUGAAUGCUGAGUUCUUCACCAUGACUUCAUGUCCAGCCACUUCCUCCUUUGUGGAUUUCUCCACCUUGGGCAGUCCCUACUUGACGCGACAUGAUAAUGUGUCCCAGUACAGCUCAUCCAGACCUGGCGGAAGUUUCUCCACAUGGCCAGGCCUUAGUGGAAGUGAGCUCUUUGCGGCUCGAUGGACUGGUUGGAUUCAAGUCAUUUCGGCAGCAAGCUACUGGAUAGAAGUGGUGGCGGAUGAUCAAAGCAAGCUUUUUGUGGAUGGUGUUGAAGCAACAGGAAUGUUUUCUGAGUAUUCUGUGCAUCUCACCUCAGGUUUCCAUGAGAUAGAGCUUCAGUAUUUCCAGUGUUUUGGCAGCUCAUACCUAUCUGCCCUUGUGUCUGGUCCUGAUACUAACUACAUGUACAAAAGCUUGUGGAGCUUUGCACGAACUGGUGUGAGAGAACAAGCUCCAGUGGCAACUGCGCCCAAGACGGGAUCGACUGUGGCUGCAACAAUCCCAGGAACUGCGAUUCCUGUGGGGGCAACUUAUCUCGUUGCCUUUGCCCGUGCAGCAGGUGGUCUCGACUCCGUUUUCUCCAUCGGAACUGACUUGGUGGAUCUUGUGAAGCCAAGUGUCACAGCGGGCACCUUGCACUUCAGUGAUGCCGAUCCCUCCUACAACAUGAUUCAAGGGGUCCUUACCAUUGGUCGUGCGCAAGAUGAAACAAAUCUGAACUUCUACAAGGUCUACUGGGGAUCCAGCGAAACCCAAAUCGUCGACAGUACCACACGGCGUCUUCAGGCAAGCGGCCUAGGUCUGGUACCCUCGUGCAGUGGGGUUACUUGCCCACAGAUUGCUAUCGAUGUUGGCACGAAUGCCAAUGAAUGGAUAGUGUCACGUGGGACAUACGGAAACAAUGAGCAAGCCUUCAUCACUUUGACGGGUCCUGCGGAAGUUGAAUUUACGAUGCUUUCCACAGAGACCUGCUGUGACAAGCUCUUCUUCCCAAAUCCCACAUCACCCGUCAGCGGCUACACAACACCUUCUCUCAUCAGCUUACGAGAUGGGGUGCAUUCCAUUGAGUGGUACUCUGAUUACAGCAUUCAAGGCAAUGGCUGGAGCUUUGUCUACAGAUACUUAGGCUCUGCAUCCAAUUCGCCAGGACUCGUUGCCAUGAUCCCAAAGCCUUCGACUGCUCAAGCCCUUGCUGUCUUGAUCGAGCAACAAGCGAUGGCUGGAACGCACUUCAUUGUCAAAACGGCCUACGACUCCACAGAGAGUGAUAAUUCGGUGGCGAUUGAAGUUGUGGAUUUGGCACCCCCCGUGGUGACUGUUGGUGAGGUAACUUUCGUUGACACCAACCAUGCAGCUGGAGUCAUCAGUGGUAGCGUUACCAUUGCGGCCGGAUCGUCAGAGAUCACGGGCUACAACGUCUACUGGGGGAGGGACAGCAACAACACGAUUGCCAUGGGCAAUCCUGGUCUUUUGGGCGAGUACUUCUAUUUGUCCAAUGCUCCUUUCAGUAUGCCAACCUUCCCCUCUUCACCAGAUGUGGUUCAGGUUGAAGUGCAAUUGGAUGUAGCAGAGACGACGACCACUUGGCCCGGCUUGACCAGCUCAGAGCUCUUUGCUGCCCGCUGGACAGGCUUUAUUGAUAUCGCGACUUCAGGCACUUAUUCCUUCACGUUUCCUGGGUUUGGCUAA